Salvelinus fontinalis (brook trout) is the source of this 6887-nucleotide messenger RNA. RefSeq names its product partitioning defective 3 homolog. The record is from RefSeq and is a predicted model, not a curated record. The transcript has 25 exons. NCBI's taxonomy places the organism in Eukaryota, Metazoa, Chordata, Actinopteri, Salmoniformes, Salmonidae. Gene Ontology annotation, cellular component: apical plasma membrane; adherens junction; cell cortex. Bases 649 to 5070 code for a protein of 1473 amino acids. Gene Ontology annotation, biological process: intracellular protein localization; establishment of centrosome localization; microtubule cytoskeleton organization. Gene Ontology annotation, molecular function: phosphatidylinositol binding; protein binding.
AUCAUGCUGUUUAAUCACCUUGAAAUGCCACACCUCUCAGGUGGAUGGAUUAUCUUGGCAAAGGAGAACUGCUCACUAACAUGGAUGUAAACAAAUUUGUGCCCAACAUUUUUGAGAAAUAAGCUUUUUGUGAGUAUGGAACAUUUUUGGGACCUUUUACUUCAGCUCUUGAAGCAUGUGACCAACACUUUACAUGUUGCGUUUAGAUUUUUGUUCAGAAUACAUGACGUGUCCAUAAUAAAAUGCCCAGCGAUGACACACGGCUCCAACUACUACUAACUAUCACAUGGAAUUCUGAAAGAGACUUGGGAAGUUUCGGUUCAUGGUGAGUCACCACAGUACUCGUGGUCACCAGCGCGGGGAGAGAGACGCCAGUCACGCCACCCUCCCAGCACUGUGCUGUGUAUGAUUGCCGCGAUGCAGGCAGGCUAUUCGUCCAAGGAAUAGGAUCGUAGUAGGAACACUUUAGAGAACAGGUGGUCGGUAAAACGUUAACGUUUAGACGGUAUGAAGAGACGAUGAAGAUUAUUGCUGUCUGCUUGUUUGGAAUACAAUCUUUUUGACACCAAAGGAAAUUCAUAAUUGGAACAUCUACAAAGUAGUAAGGAAUACACCUCAGCGGAAGUACAUCGGGAUUCGGGAACUAAUAUGAAAGUGACAGUGUGUUUUGGGAGGACCAGGGUGGUGGUUCCUUGUGGCAAUGGAACUAUUAAAGUCCACAGUCUUAUCGAGCAAGCCGCCAUGAGAUAUAAAAAGGCUAUUGCGAAGGAUUCUGGCUACUGGCUACAGGUGCACAGGUUGGAGCAUGGGGACGGAGGCAUACUGGAUCUGGACGACACGCUGUGUGAUGUGGCCGAUGACAAAGACAGGCUGGUGGCAGUGUAUGAGGAGCAGGACCCUCACCAUGGAGGCGAUGGCACCAGUGCCAGCUCAACGGGCACACAGAGCCCUGACCCCUUCACUGUCGUCACAGAGCUCAACUCCAGCAACAUGUCCGCCUUCCAGCCCUACCAGACCAGCAGCGAGAUAGAGGUUACCCCCUCCGCCCUGCGCAGCAACAUGCCUCUCCAUGUUCGGCGCAGUAGCGACCCCUCUCUGGCAGGCCUUCCCCUGGGUGACCCACAUACAGCAUCGGAGGAACCAUCCCGUAAGAACCCCACACGAUGGUCCACCACGGCAGGCUUUCGCAAGCACAACCACCACCACAGCCACAGCCAAAACACUGGGACCAACAGCCUGGAGCGCAAGGGUAAGGAUGGAGAUGCAUACCGGAGUCUCCCUCGUGAUUCAGCAGCUUGGGCCACCCAGUUCCAGAGAGAGACUGCCCGCUCCUCACUCAGCGCCAACCACCCCAUGGUGGACCGCUGGCUGGACAGACAGGAUCAGGUUUUAGAAAAGAGCAGAAGCUCUGAACUAUCUGUUCAGACCCCAGUCCUACCUGCCUACCUACAGGAGGAGGAGGAGGAAGAGGAGAGGGUGAAGGAGGAAGAGAGGAACGGGAGAAUAGAGCCGGUGGGGAGAGCAGACUCCUGUGUGGAACACUCCCCAACGUUAUCUCUGAAUGACAUGCUAAAGCUGGUAGAGGUGUCCAAUGUCGGCGGGCCUCUGGGGAUCCACGUUGUGCCUUUCAGUGCCACGGACAGAAGGACCCUUGGGUUGUUAGUGAAGCGUCUGGAGCGCGGGGGCAAGGCGGAGCAGGAAGGUCUGUUCCAGGAGAACGACUGUGUCGUCAAGAUUAAUAACGGGGAUCUGAGGAACAUCCGAUUUGAACAAGCCCAGAACAUGUUCAGGCAGGCCAUGCGUUCUCCUGUCAUUCUGUUCCAUGUGGUCCCAGCCUCCAUGAAGAGCCAGUAUGAGCAGCUCUCCCAGGAGGAGCUUAGCCCCCCAUGUCCGAGGGGGGAGAGGGGUAACCGGGGAAGCUUCACCUCCAGCCAGGCCUCGGACCCCCAGGCCCAGCAGCCCGGGGAAAGGGGUAGUCUGGUGGUCCACGGGGGGGUGGGGUUGGACCACAACCCACAGAGGAUGUCCUCCAGGUCAAGACCACACCCCAUUCCCAUCCCCAACAUCAAACACCAGAACCAUGGUCCUCUACCACAGCGUGUACCAGACCAGCGCUUCUCCACCUCGCUACCUCACAGCGGAAGCAACAACGUCUCCUCUGCCCCCUCUCCAUCCCUGCAGAGGAAAGUCAGUGCCAACCCUACUGCAGGCUACUUCAAGAAAACAGGCCGGAGACUUAACAUCCAGCUGAAGAAAGGUCCUGAGGGUCUUGGAUUCAGCAUCACAUCACGUGACGUCCCCAUAGGAGGCUCCGCCCCCAUCUAUGUCAAGAACAUCCUGGCUCGGGGUGCUGCUAUCCAAGAUGGCCGCCUGAAGGCUGGCGACCAGCUGCAAGAGGUGAAUGGGGUAGACCUGAAUGGGAGGAGUCAGGAGGAGGUGGUAGCUCUACUCAGGGUCACCCCCAUGGGAGGAACAGUCAGUCUGCUAGUCCUACGCCAAGAGGACUCCUAUCUCCCUAGAGAAGUGAAGUCAGAAGAAGAGGACCUGGUGUUGACCCCAGAUGGUACCAGGGAGUUCCUGACCUUUGAGAUCCCUCUGAGUGACUCGGGGUCAGCAGGUCUGGGGGUCAGCGUCAAGGGCAACCGCUCCAAGGAGAACCACGCCGACCUGGGCAUCUUUGUCAAGUCCAUCAUCAACGGAGGAGCCGCCUGCAAGGAUGGCCGACUGAGAGUCAACGACCAGCUGAUUGCCGUCAAUGGCGAGUCGUUGCUAGGGACGCCCAACCAGGAUGCCAUGGAAAUGCUUCGCCUGUCCAUGUCGACGGAGGGCAACAAACGAGGGAUGAUCCAACUCAUCGUUGCCAGGAGGGUUGCCAAGAGCAACGAGGAGGUUCCAGGAAGCUCACGGGAGGAGGAGCAGCCUCUGACAGACCCUCUGGACGACCAUGAGCGCCACAUCUCCCACUCCAUGUUCGGGACCAUAGAGUGCAUGGACGACCAGCCCUCCAUGCCGCCACGCAGUGUCAUGAUGGGACCGCGCAUGAUGGGUAACUACCAGCUGUCUCCGACUGUGAACAUGCCCCAGGACGACACCGUCAUGAUCGAAGAUGAUAGGCCACCUGUGGUCCCCGCCCACAUGUCUGACCAAUCGUCCUCCAGCUCCCACGAUGACGUGGGCUUUGCUGCAGAUAACCCAGUGACUUGGGCCCAGGACGAGCCAAACCAAAAUGAGUGCUCCCUCAGUCCGGACACAGAAGACCCAGAAGACUCCUUUCAGAGGGAGGGGUUUGGACGCCAGAGCAUGUCAGAGAAACGCACCAAACAGUUUGGCGACAAUGCCAAUCAGCUUGAGAUCAUCAAGACGCGCAAGUCCAAGAGCAUGGACCUAGUAUCAGACGAGUUUAACCCCCACCUCACCCCCAGCACAGAAAACAUGGAAGGCUCUUCGACAGGUGAAACAAUUGGUCCCUCUCUGGGCCUGAAGAAGUCCAGCUCCCUGGAGAGCCUCCAGACUGCCGUUGCCGAGGUUACACUCAACGGGGAAAUUAACCUCCACAGGCCACGCCCACGAAUCAUCAGGGGGCGGGGCUGCAACGAGAGCUUCCGGGCAGCCAUCGACAAAUCAUACGACAGGCCAGGAGUAAUCGUUACUGCUAUGGAUGAGUGUGACCUGAAGGGAAUGGAGACAUUGGAGGAGGACACUGAGGGGAGUUCUCGGUCAGGCCGGGACUCCAUAUCUACGGCCACCGACCUGACCCUGCCACCCGGAAACUCUGUCACCAUGGAGAGGCAGGUGAAUGGCAACGGCGAUAAAAAGAGGGUGAAGAGCGUGAGGGACAAGAAGAAGCCUGAGAGAGAUAAAGAAAAGGAGAAAGAAAAAGAGAAAGAAAAAAACAAAGCCAAGAAAGGGUUGCUGCUGAAGGGCCUGGGAGAUAUGUUCAGGUUUGGGAAGCACCGCAAUGGAGACAAGAUGGAGCGUAAGGGGUCGAGUAAAUCUAAGAUGGAGGACACACAGGCGUCUGAGGAGGAGAUGCUACGGAUGAAACUGGAACAGGAGAGGAUCCAGGCGAAGACGAGGGAGUUCCGUGAACAUCAAGCGUCGGUGGCGAGGGAGAGGGAGUACGCUGAGAUCCUGGACAUCAACCCCAACCUGAACUGCACCUUCAGUUCCAACGAGGAUGAGGAGCACCCCUACGCAGGCAUCGGCUCCCUGGACGGGUCAUCCGAAGACAGCAGACAGGAGCCCCACCAAGGGCCCCAGCCCCCCCAGGACAGUGGUCCAGACCAGCCCGACCUGGAAGCCCUCUAUGCCCAGGUCAACAAGCCUCGCAACGGACACCCUCCCUCAGCUGACAGCAACCGACUGGCGCCUAGUAACCAUGACCGGAUACGGCGUCUGAGGGUUGAGUUCCAGCAGGCCAGAGGAGAGGAGGACCCUGAUGACCGACGGCGCACAUACAGCUUCGAGCAGCCCUGGGCUAACUCGGGGACCCAUACCCUGACCGGACACCAAUCUGUGUCUGUGGAGUCACAGGUGCAGAGACCGAGACAAGACAAGAGACGAGACUCAUUUACACAGGCCCAAAGACAGUACAGUUCCCUGCCACGGCAACCUCGUAAGACCCCCAGCACAGUGUCCCAGGAGUCGUGUGACAAAGCCUUCCCGCCGGGCGAGGUCUUCCAGACGGCCAAGGAGAACCCCCGCUACUCCAGCUACCAGGGCUCCAGGAAUGGCUACCUGCACAGUGGGGCCAGUGGCUUCAACGCCCGCGUCCUGCUGGAGACCCAGGAGCUGCUGAGGCAGGAGCAGAGACGCAGGGAGCAGUCUGAGGCCAAGAUGAGGCUACCGCCGCCACAGGAGGGGGUCCCUGUCACCAACACCAGCUACGAUGACAUUCCCCCAGCCCCGACUCCAACCCUUCCCCAGGAUCCAGUCCUGACCCAGGCCCCGAUCCCUGUCACAGCCACACCCAAGGGCCCGUACCGCCAGGAUGUGCCCCCCUCUCCAUCUCAGCUGGCCAGGCUCAACAGGCUGCAGGGCUCAGAGAAAGGACGUCCAUUUUACUCCUGAGGGGCAAAGGAGGGAUAAGAGGAACUGGAGGAUGGAGGAGGGGUUGAUGAUUAUCAGCAGCAAUAAUAUAAGAGAGUCUGGAUCUUUUUAAAGUCCACUAGAUAUCUUUGAAUGGCUUCAACACAGAGGUUUAAUUAAUUGUAUUUCUAUGUUGGUGUUUUUAUAACAAACUUUACAGUCAGGAUUCUAUUCACCCCAAUCACCAGUUGUCUGCUCUGUGUCUGCCAUCGUGAUCUUCCCACUUUAAGUGCCUUGUGGGAAGACUGUCCUGCCUUAAAGGUCGAAUGUAGCCGUUUUUAUCUCAAUAUCAAAUCAUUUAUGGGUAACAAUAAAGUACGUUAUUGUGAUUGUUUUAAAUUAAAAUGGUCAAAAAGAAACUAAAAUAACUUCUUAGUAAAGAGCAAUUUCUCAAACAAGACUUUUGAUAGGGAGUGGUCUGAGUGGGGAGAGGAAAACAGAAAACUAGCUGUUAUCGGCAGAGGGCUUUGGAACUCUUUGUUAUUGGUCUAUUAACUAAUUUACCGCCUGGCGAUAUCACCGGGCAGGUCAAAACUCCAUCCCACCAAAGCAGGCUGAAAUUUCAGGCGGUCUUUUCAAACAGUUAUUACACUAAAAGGACAUUAUCAUAAUUUUCACAAUUUCACAGCAUUAUUUCAAAGUAGUGUGUGAGCUUGUGUGGUUUACCACUUCGCUGUGUGAGCUUGUAUGGCCUACCAAAUCACGUUUUUGGCUGCACUGGGUCUUUAAGAGUCUAGUCCUCACCCUUCCUGUGGCUUGUGUAUUUGGACACCUUCAUCGUCCUGCAUUGUAUCUACAAAACAUUCUGUCAAUCAGCACCCCACAGUAUUUUCACCCACGUAUCACCCAUGAGCAACUUCUGACGCAAGUGUAUACUCUCAAGUAUUUGUGUAUGACCUAGAUUGUGUUUAGGUGUGUUUCUGGAGGGUUCUAUAUGCUGCUGUCAGCAUGUGCUGACAUAAAGAGCACUGGGUUAACCAGCAUGUCCCAUCUCUGGGGUAAGACAACCCUACAGUUCCCAGCUACACUACAGAGAACAUUUCCUCCGGGACUAUGACACCCUUCUUAUUUAAACUCAGCCUCGCAUACUCUCUCUCUCUAGCGUUUUAUCCUCAACCUUUGUUUUUUGCUCUCCUUUCUUUUGUAGUUCUCCUCCUCUCCUCCUCAACCAGAGGUAGACCUUUAGAUCUCAUUUCACUGUGGGGUUUCAGACUGGGUUUCUGCAUACGCACUCUGCUGAUGUAAAAAGGGCUUUAUAAAUACAUUUGAUUUGACUUGAUUUGAACUCCUUUCAUCUGGGGGAUUCAUCAGUAUAAACGAGGUCAGGGUUGGGUUAUUAAUUAAUGUAGCUCAUGAAACAUGUAUCUGUGUUGUGUCUGGGCGGCGCUAGUGAGGGGGUGGUGGAUGGGUUAGAGGUAGAGUGGGAAGGUUAGGCUGGGUCUGCCAUGGUGUUUCUGCCUGACCGUUUGGCCGUUGCCUCGGCUGAGUCACUGUAACUAAAGCCAGUCUGUAACCAGUCUGUCCUGACCCAUCCGACUGACUGCUGCUCCACAUUUUUCAUUAAGGUGGUUACCGGGAAACCACAUACUGUUCACUACAACGUUCCUGAACAGCGUCACAUACAGCCUCACAGCAUGACUGUCUGUCUUUUUCGAGGCCCAGCUAAAAAAACAAUCUCUGUUUCAUUUCAUUUCAUUCUACUACCGUUUAUAAGUAAUCAAUACUGUCGGAAUUCAUGUUUCAACUACCAUUGGCAGAUUUUUUUCUCAUCUGUGUGUGGGUGAGAAUGUGUGUGUGUG